GAGCACUAUUAACUUUUGAUAUUCAAUUAAGCUUUCUGAGUUCUGCUUUGUGCUGUUAUGUAACAUUCAGGAGCCCAUCAGUACAGUCCCACAUAGAUUUUAUGUGUGUGUGUCCUGUCUUAGUUGUGAAGGUUACAUGAUUCGGGGUGGUCUUGGGGUGGGUCGGGUUGAGUGUUUGGGGUGGGUGAGCACGGGGGGAUAACUGAAGGGGUUAAGCUGGCGACUGGCACUGUGACAAAAGUUAAUGAUUGGAAAGUAGAGGUGGAGGCGAGGCGGCGGAGUGAGGGAGCAGACAGGGCUGAACAGAGGGAGGGAGCGAGUGAGAGAAGGAGCUGACGGAGAGAAAGAGGGGAAAGAGCAUGAUGCUUAAAUCCAGUCGGCUGCUCCCCUGGGAAUGUAAUCCAUAUGUGUGCACGAGUUCAGCUCUAGGAGAGAGAAAAUUUCUUAGCCGCAAAGAAAUGAUUGUUUCUACUCUCUCCCCUAUUUAAAUUCCACUCAUACUGGCCCCAGUACCCUAGCUCUGAGUCAACUGUGUGCACACAGAGAUAGAGAGGAAGGGGGAGAAAGAGAAAGGGGAGGGAGGAGGGACAAAGAGAGAAAGAAAGAGAGGGAGAGAGUAAAGAGGGAGGGAAGAGAAAGUGAGAGAGUUACUGUAGAAUGAGAGAGGGGAGUGAACAAGUGAUAGAGUUAGAGGGGAAGGAAGAGUGAGGAAGAUAAACGAGAGGGAGAGAAGAAGAGUAGGUGAGAGGGAGAAGAGAAAAUAGUUGAAAGAGAGAGGGCAGAGCAGACUGCAUUUCCAGACAGAGUCUACUCAAGAGUAGAAUAGAGAAAUAUAGAAAGGAGAGAGAGAACAUGGGGAUCAUGGAGGAGUCAGCAAUGAGCCAAAAUGAUCUGAGUGGACCAGCUGGACAGCCAGUGAGCCAGAUCCAGCUGGAGGAGACUGGAACCAUUCACACAUACAUAACGAGCUGUGAUUUGGAGAUGAAUGGGAAGGCGGGAGGUAGAGGACCUGUGAGUUCACCCAACGACAUCAACUCCAACAGCUCCACCAUGGUAUCAGACCUAUCCUCCCCUGAAUCCCAGACCCAGUCCCAGCCCUUCACACCCCGGGCAUCUCGUACUCCAAGGAAAGCUGCUACAUUUGGGAAGCGUUCUAACUCCAUGCGGAGGAACCCUAAAGCGGAGGUGACCAAACAGGGCUGGCUAUACAAACAGGCCAGCAGUGGAGUGAAACAGUGGAACAAGAGAUGGUUCGUCCUCACUGACCGAUGCCUCUUUUACUACAAAGACGAGAAGGAGGAAGGAGUGUUGGGAAGUCUUCCUCUGCUAAGCUUUGGGAUUGGAGGAGUGCAGACGUCGGAUAACAUCAGCCGAAAGCACGCCUUUAAGGUUUGGUACGAGGAAGAGGAGGAAGGUGAGAUUAAGGGCCACAUUGUGUUCUGUAUGCAGGCUGAACACGCAGGAACACGCACAUACUACUUCAGCGCUGAGACUGCUGAGGAACAGGAGGAGUGGGUCGACGCCAUGAACGAGGCAGUCCACAUACUCCCUUCAUGGAGGACCACCAACUCAGAGGCCACCACACCCACAGCGGAACUCCAUGGUAACACCUUGGUAACCAAAGGACCUGAACCACACACCCACACACACACAUACAUCGAGGACAACAGCCAGACGACGGACUUCCAAGACCCAGAGCCCGGACCACGAAAACCCGCCCAUCACAAGGUCAACGGGGUCGAUACCAUGGAAACGCCCCUUCCCUCCACCAGCAACUCAGAGCAGGAGGGGAGGAUGGAGGGAGAGAGGACAGGAGGGCCUGGACCUGGGGGUGCACACCAUCCUCAUCACCAGCCCAAUGGGUUUGGCCCCUACGGUCCCCCAAACGGACCCCCCCAGGGUAACGGGCGGCCGCUCCAGGGACCUCCAGAGGGAGGGAUGAUAGAGCGGAGGGAGGUGAAGGAGCAGCCUGAGAAUGUGGUGCUGAGACGGGGCUUUGUGCCACGGACGAACCCUGAGAGACAGGCCCAGAGGAAGAGCUCCAUGACCCAGCUACAGCAGUGGGUCAACCAGCGCAGAGUCAUGGCUGUACAGGAGGACAUGAACAGUACCUCCCCUUACUACACAGGGAACCGGGGUGUUCCAGCUGACUACUACAGCGUCUACGGUAGCGUGGUGGGUGGUCCGGGCUACGUGGAGCAGUACCCCCUCUACCCCUUGGGCGUACGCCCUGACAGCAUCUGCUCUGUGUCAGCCGUGGGCUACGACCGCCUGGCCCCCCCUCGCUGGACCAACGAGGACAAGAGAUGCUCACUACGGGACGGACCCCCGCCCCCUCGAGACCCAUACGGUCCCCCACCCGGCCCUGCCUAUUACAACCAGAUGGAUGUAGCCCAGACCUCCAUGAGGCGUCUCUCCAUUCAGCCCAGGUCUAGGUCGGUCCCCAGGUCCCCCUCCCCAUCCUCGGGUGGUCCCUGCUCACCCGGCCCUCAUAGCUUUGCCUCGCCCAUCCGCUCACCCUCGGCCCGGUUUGACAGAGGACCAAGCAGGCUACAGGAGGAUGUGAUCUACGCUGACCCCUCUGUGUACGGACUGAGGAGAUCACUGAGCUCACCCAAGUAUGAUUACCCUGGAGACAGGAGGUCGCUAAGCCAAGGAAUGUACCACUACAACUACCCUGCCUCCCCCUCUCUCCACAGCAAAAUGGAGGGCAUUUUAGACUUGCAGCUCCAGAGAAACCUGGAGUACCUCGAUCAACAGGUGCCUCCAUUCCAUGACCCCUACAGGGAGCUGCACCCUACACUGAAACUCAACGAGAUGGAGACCAGCAAACUUCUGGGUCGUCUGUGUGAACAGAACAGGAUUCUAAAGGACCAGGAAGCAGUGGUCCACAGGCUGAGGAUGGACAAGGACAGCCUAGAGUGUGCGCUGGUGGCCACACACCAGGAGAUGGAGCUGUACCGGGGUCAGCUGAUGGCUGCAGACAAAUUACAGCUGAAGAAGGAGACACUGCAGAACCAGCUCAUCAACAUCAGAGGAGAACUCUCCCAGGCAUCCAGCGUUCUGACAACCAGUCGGAUGGAGUUUGAAGCUUUGGAGGACGAGGUCAAUGCUAUCCAUGGAGACCUGUGGGAACAGCUCAACACAGGCGGGCAGAGUGAGAUGAUCCACAGACACAUUCAGAAGGAAUUCUGGAGGGUUCAAGAUGUGUUGGAGGGACUCCACAAGAGCAACCUUUCCAGAGGCACAGACACAGCCAAACACCGGGUGGCCAGUGGAGCAUCAGGUUCUUUUAGCACCAAUAGUCCUGACAGUCCCAUGAGCUCAGUAAGCCUCACCAGUCCACUCAGUCCCUUCUCCCCAGUGCCCUGUUCGCAGGCCUCCCCCUCCAAACAACUGGGUCCGGAGGACAUUGGCCCGCCACGGCCACCACUUCCCAAAUCCUACUACCCCCUGGAGUCGCUCCCCUCCCUUCCCCCCUCCCUCCUCCCUCUACCCUUCGACAGCUCCACCUGGCUACGCAGCCUGGGCCUGGAUGACGGUUACCUUGACGAUGAAGAGUCCCGCGGCAGAAAGCACAAGUACGGUUAUCGACAGGACAUGUCACCGGAAGAAUGGACUAAUAGCAACGAAGCUCAGGAGCUGGAUCAGGAUCGACAGGCCAACAUGAAUAAAGUGGGGAUCGUUCCUCCCAUGACUAAGUCUCCCCUGGAGGACCAGGGCCAAUCCUACGACCAUGGAAUCUCCCAACGCAACUGCAAGGUGCCUAAUGGAAUCUCCAGGGAGCGUCCGAAGAGUGCGGUGUUCCCGGCGGAGGUGAAGUCCAAGAUGAGCGUUGAGGAGCAAAACAAGCGUAUCCGUAGGAACCAGAGCAGCUCCGUCAGGGACAAGAGACGCAGCCUGAACCUGGGUAGCCAGGCUGGUACCAAUUACAGAGUGGUGAGGCGGAGGCUGACAACCCAUGAGGUGGACAUCAAGGACCUGGAGGCUGCAGUACGGGGCGAGGGGGUACAAGAGUCACCCCGGGAGGAGAUUGCUCGCCUCAGACGGAUACAGAUGGAACCUGACCAGUACAACCUGGACAUCAGCAAAGAGCUGUGUACUCCAGACAAGGUUCUGAUUCCUGAGCGUUACCUGGACAUGGACACUCCUCUCAGCCCAGAGGAGCAAAAGGAGAAACAGAAGAAAGUAGAGAGGAUCAAGACGCUCAUUGCCAAAUCAAAUCUCCAGAACGUGGUUCCCCUAUUGGACGGUCCUACUGAGGGGGUUGGUUCCCACCACCAGGGUAACCCAGAGCAGCAGCUCCAGGACCAGGAGAAGAGGAUUGAGAUCUCCUGUGCCCUGGCCACCGAGGCCUCGCGACGAUCCCGUCUGCUCUCCGCCCAGUGCGCCCCCAGCCCCCUCACCUCCCCGACCAGCCUGGCCCCUCCCCCCUCCUCCACUGGUUUCUCUGACUCCGCCCACAUCAUGAAGGUGUGAGUCUGUGAAGCUCAAGCUCUGGCUGCCGUUAGGUUUGAUGGAGCAUCCUUCUGAGGAUCCACUGGAAUAUAAAGAAUAAGCCCAAAGAAACUGGUUUUGUUUAGUCUCUGACCGCACGCCCGCCGGUGUAUAAACCCAACGACUUCCACAACAACACAACAGGAAAAAGGAAGCUGUCACAGGAAGUCUGGAAAGUUGGCAACCUGAGGACGUCUUCAAGCCAAACAGACUAAUGAUGAAGAAACUUAAACUUAACGUGCACACCUCCCACCCACCCCAGGGGCUGCUAUAAGAGCAAUCCCCACUCUCCCUCUUUCAAUUGCCACACUUACACUCUUCCUCUCAGCCUAGGCCUGGUAGAAAAGAGCUUCUCUAUGAAGGCAGGAAAAGCAAACAAAACACAAUGUUGUUUUUUUCACAAUUUUCGGUGUACACAAUUUUUUGAAGCUACUAAACUAGCCAUAGAGCAUGGGGUGUAUACAGUACAUUACUCUAACAUGGUCUCCGCCAUGCUAAACAGACAGUGAGACAGUGUUCAUGAGGGCACUUGUUUUAUGUGAUGCACAGAUCUCAGUUAAGAUGAUUAGGGAAGAGGACUGGCUGAGCUGGACUUUAGGAAGAAUGGAGGAAUGUUUUUAUUGGUGCAGAGAGUAGUAGAACAAAUCAGAGACUGAUGUGUUUAGUGUAACAGAAAAAGGUCACAGAGGAGAAGGAGGUGAACGGAGGGUGGUUCAAGAACCAUAAAGAGAUAAAAGUAGUAACAGUAACAGAACAGUACCAGAACAGAAUACGGCAUCUUAAGAGCAAUGUGGUCUUCUCUCUAUUUGACACCUGGGUCAUAUAGUCCUGUUUCUGAUUGGCCCCUGGGCCAUUGUCUCUAACUCAGUUAAACAGCCCUUGACCCUCAGAGGCUAUUAGUGGGAGAGCUGUACUGCAUGCAAGCACAGUGUCGCACAGUAAACACACACACACCCUUCGUUCCCACCUCAAUCCACUGGUGUCAGGGCAUGGGUGUAUAGCAGUGCUUGAUGAGCCCCCCCCCCCCUCCUCUCUAUUCCUUUCCAACCCUCUCAUCCCUGGUGAGGAACACACCUGUUGAACACUUACCUGACCCACUGUGCCUGCCUCCCAGCCCCUUCUCCAGGCUUGGCUAUCCCCUUCGGUUCCCUCUUCUGCCUACACCCCGAGCUGGUUGGAACAUGUAUGUGUAUGUGUGUGACUGUCUACAGGAAGACCCAUUCUGACUCUAAUAACUGUGUAUCUAGAUGUAAGUAAAGCCCAAACACCUUUAGCAAUAAAGCCACUGUCUUCUCUUACUCCUCUCACUGCUAGGACCUUUCUUCAGUGGUACAGUACGUCAAUAGCUAAAUGUCUGGAUAAAAUCCAUGCAUACAGUACCAGUCAAAAGUUUGGACACACUUACUCAUCCCAGGGUUUUUCUUUAUUUUUACAAUUUUCUACAUUGUAGAAUAAUAGAGAAGACAUCAAAACUAUGAAAUAACACACAUGGAAUCAUGUAGUAACCAAAAAAAGAGUUAAACAAAUCAAAAUAUGUUUUAUAUUUGAGAUUCUUCAAAACAGCCAACCUUUGCCUUGAUGACAGCUUUGCACACUCUUGGCAUUCUCUCAACCAGCUUCAUGAGGUAAUCACCUGGAAUGCAUUUCAAUUAACAGGUUUGCCUUUUUAAAAGUUAAUUUGUGGAAUUUCUUUCCUUCUUAAUGCAUUUGAGCCAAAGUUGUGUUGUGACAAGGUAGAGUUGGAAUAUAGAAGAUAGCUCUAUUUGGUAAAAGACCAAGUCUAUAUUAACUCAAGAACACCUCAAAAGAUCCAUGACAGGCCAUCAUUACUUUAAGACAUGAAGGUCAGUUAAUCUGGAAAAUGUUAAGAACGUUGAAGUUUCUUCAAGUUGCAAAAAUCAUCAAGCGCUAUGAUAAAACUGUCUCUAAUGAAGGCUGUCACAGGAAAGGAAGAUCCAGAGUUACCUCUGCUGCAGAGAAUAACUUCAUUUGAGUUACCAGCCUCAGAAAUUGCAGCUCAAAUAAAUGCUUCACAGUGUUCAAGAAACAGACACAUCUCAACAUCAACUGUUCAGAGGAGACUGUGUGAAUCAGGCCUUCAUGGUCGAAAUGCUGCAAAGAAACCACUACUAAAGGACACCAAUAAGAAUAAGAGACUUGCUUGGUCCAAGAAACACGAGCAAUGGAUAUUAGACCGGUGGAAAUCUGUCCUUUGCUCAGAUCAGUACAAACAUGCGAUUUUUGGUUCCAACCGCUGUGUCUUUGUGAGAUGCAGAGUAGGUGAACAGAUGAUAUCCGCAUGUGUGGUUCCCACCGUGAAGCAUGGAGGAGGUGUGAUGGUGUGGAGGUGCUUUGCUGGUGCCACUGUCAGUGAUUUAUUUAGAAUUCAAGGUACACUUAACCAGCAUGGCUACCACAGCAUUGUGCAGCGAUACACCAUCCCAUCUGGUUUGUGCUUAGUGGGACUAUCAUUUGUUUUUCAACAGGACAAUGACCCAAAACACACCUCCAGGCUGUGUACGGGCUAUUUGACAAAGAAGGAGAGUGAUGGAGUGCUGCAUCAGAUGACCUGGUCUCCACAAUUACCCGACCUCAAACCAAUUGAGAUGGUUUGGGAUGAGUUGGACCACAGAGUGAAGGAAAAGCAGCCAACAAGUGCUCAGCAUAUGUAGGAACUCCUUCAAGACUGUUGGAAAAGCAUUCCAGGUGAAGCGGGUUGAGAGAAUGCCAAGAGUGUGCAAAGCUGUCAUCAAGGCAAAGGGUGGCUACUUUGAAGAAUCUAAAAUAUAAAAUAAGUAAAACAUUUUAUAACACAUUUUUGGUUACUACAUGAUUCCAUAUGUGUUAUUUCAUAGUUUUGAUGUCUUCACUAUUAUUCUACAAUGAAGAAAAUAUGAAAAAUAAAGAAAAACCUUUGAAUGAGUAGGUGUGUCCAAACUUUUGACUGGUACUGUACAUGUACAGGUAUGUAAAUAUAUAUACAUACAGUACAGUAUAAAGUAUGUGGAAAGAUGUCAGUGGGAAAAAAAAGUGACCUUAGAAUUGUAAGUCUGCUAGUCGAAACACUUGUGUUAAGAUGGGCCAGCAACUUGCAUCACAGCCAGCUUACAGUGCAUAAAUAUCAGAAAACAAAAUGCAUCCUACAUGUAUCAUAUCCCUAAUAUUAAACAGUGCCAUGAUGAAGUCUGAAGCUAUUUUAGCAUAUAGAGAUGGUUGAUCAUGUCAUUCUGGUCAGACAGAUAAACAGAUAGAGAUAUCAUGGUAAGGGUUGGAGGAAAGGAAUUAUAUUUGGAGUGAAGGAAGUUUAUUGGUGCAGUAAUGUGCCCUAUUCUGCUUCUACUGCAUUCCUCCCAUGCAAGUUGUUGACCUAUCCUUUGUAUUUGGUCUGUCUCUUGACACACAAUCUGUUUGUAAGUUUGUCAGUUGAUUACUGUCAGUGUUUCCAGAUCUAACCUGUGGCCUUUGCGAAAGUCCAGCCCUUUUUAUUGCAUUUCAUUCAUCCUCCCUCCAUCACUAUCCAUCCAUUUCUUCCUGUCUCUUUUUCCCAUCCCUCCCUCUGUUUCUCUCUCUCUUUGUCAUAUUGGCUCAAGAGGUAAUGUUGUGUCUGUACAGAAAGACAUGUUUCUUCAGACCAGCCAAGAUGUUUGAUGGUAGGUGAAAGGUGUAAACACAAAGCAGAUUAUCAAUCUCACGAAGCAAAAAACAACAGCAGGUCUGAGGAAAAUAGUUAUAUUUUUUCUUGUUUUGAGAAAGGGAAAAUAAGGUAAAAAAGAUGCACUACAUAUUUUUUUAGACACAUGGGUAUUUUAUGAUUCAAAUAAGAUUUCAGCCAACAGGUUACAUUUUUAACAAGUAAUCAGGAAUGUUUAGCAUUUUUUACGACAUUGGGGAACAAUUGUUGCAGAAAUAUUUUAUUUAGGCUAUUUAUUGCUUUUAAUAAUUGAUUUUGGAAAUGGUUGAUUUUGAAAAUAUAGGUAUUUUUGGAACAAUUGGCAUCAGAUGUGUUGAGAAAUACAAAACAGCCAAAUAAGGGGUGUCCAAUAUUUGAUAACAAAUGAAGCAUUUAUGGCUAAUAAUGAUGUGGAGAGAUUUAGCACAUUGGUCAAUGUACAUAUUUCUUAUUUCAACUACGUAUAUCUUAAGAAUAAUAUUAACUGCUACUAUUUUGGGGAAAUACACAAACUGCUUGAACUAUGCAAAUAAAAAAGUGAAAAAUCAUAUGCUUGCUUAGGAAAACCUUGCAAUAAAGUGAAUGUAUUCAAUAAAGUAUGUUUUACCCUUUAGAUGUUAUUGGAAUAUUCACUCUGUACUUUAUAAGAAAAAUGAUUAUCCUAAUCAUUGAUAUUAUUAGCAUUAUUGUUUUAAUCAUGUUAUUGAUGUUGACUAGGCCUAUCACUGCCAAAAUAAUCACACUACUGAGAUUGAUUGCUCACCUUUUUGUCUGUUAUAUUAAUAGACCUUUACUUAAAAUAACAUAAUGACUCUGUUAUAUUAUAUCAUGUGUAUGUCUGGAUAAAUAAACCUGAUGAUAUCAUGUAGA
Oncorhynchus kisutch (coho salmon) is the source of this 9037-nucleotide messenger RNA. Its product is annotated as pleckstrin homology domain-containing family A member 6. The record is from RefSeq and is a predicted model, not a curated record. The coding region runs from base 853 to 4479 and encodes 1208 amino acids. Lineage: Eukaryota; Metazoa; Chordata; Actinopteri; Salmoniformes; Salmonidae. The transcript is spliced from 26 exons.